UUACCAAUAUGCGCAAAAACUUUGUCGAUAUUGUCUGAAUAUCGAAAAUCACAAUUUUCGCAAUUGCGGUGUUUCCAUUAAAUAAUAAACACAAUUAAAAUCUCGUGUAUUCUCGCGUGCUGUAAGUCAUAGGAGACAUGGCGGAUAUCAUUCAGAUUUACAUUAGAUACAUUCAAAUUGCCACCACGGCACUAACGCUAAUUAUCAGCCAUCAACGGAGGAGGCGACUGCUGGAGGCAUUGCAGCGACAAGCCCCUUAUACGUGGGAGCGGUUGCGUAUUCGGCAUUUUUGGGAACGUGUUGUCGACGACUUCACAGAGGAGCUGUGGAUUCAACAUUUCAGAAUGUCACGAGCCACCUUUAAUGAACUCUGUGAUGCCGUGAGGCCUCUUGUGGAGCCAGCUGCGCAUAGCCCCAGGAUGCCGGUGCCCGCAGAUAAGCGUGUCGCAAUUGCCGUAUAUAAGCUGUCUACCUGCGCAGAAUAUAGGGUGGUGGCGGAGACGUUUGGAGUCAGCAAAACAACCGUCCACAGGUGUGUGUAUGGAGUUUGUGAGGCUAUUUGCCAAAAACUGCUGAGGAAGUACAUCCACCUGCCCAACGAGAUCGAGGCACAACAAAUAGCACAACGCAAUUUUGAAGCGCAUGGGCUCCCGCAGUGUUAUGGGUCAAUAGAUGGGUCUCACAUACCCAUUCGUGCCCCCAGGGAUGGGUAUAGGGAUUAUGUGAAUAGAAAAGGCUGGACCUCAAUCGUGCUGCAGGCUGUGGUGGAUGACAGGCUCAUCAUUAGGGACAUCUGUGUCGGUUCACCUGGCAGUGCACAUGAUGCUGCUGUGUUCGCAACAUCCAACCUCUUCAGACAUCCAGAAAAACACCCUCAGGCCAGCAUGGAAAUAGAGGGAGUCCAAGUGCCUCUACUGAUUGCUGGUGACCCUGCCUACCCUCUCCUACCCUGGCUCAUGAAGGGAUACUCGGGAAAUAACCUGACGGAAGAACACACCUUGUUCAAUGAGCGUCUUAGUGCCAUCCGCGUCAGAGUAGAGCACACAUUUGGACAUCUGAAAGCUAGAUGGCGCAUCCUGGGCAAGAUGUCUGACAUACACCAUGAUUUCAUGCCUACAGUAGUGGCCACAUGUUGCAUUCUUCACAAUAUGUGUGAAGAAAGAAGACAGCAGCUGCCCCCUACAGCACCACUUCUAGCACCUCCACUUCAGCAGCCUCAGGACCAACACAGAGAUGACCCAGCUGAUGGUGCAGCUGUUGAAAUCAGGCAGGCUCUGGUCAAUCAUCUGUUUAGGCCACAUUAGGUUAGCCAGCUGCCUACCACAACAUUUUCAAGUUCACAAAAAAGUGGUUACUUUCAGACCAGGACCAGACCUGUUCCACACCAGACCCGGACCAGACCAGUUUUUAAAUUCACAAGUUCACAAAAACGUGGUUAUUUCCAAUCACUUUAUUAAUUAUUCUUAAAACAAAAUGAAAUGUAACAAAAUGUUAUGUUUAAUAACAAAAAUAAAUAAUCUUUAAAU
This is a messenger RNA of Sardina pilchardus (European sardine), 1526 nucleotides long. RefSeq lists its product as uncharacterized. The transcript has 2 exons. NCBI's taxonomy places the organism in Eukaryota, Metazoa, Chordata, Actinopteri, Clupeiformes, Clupeidae. The record is from RefSeq and is a predicted model, not a curated record. Bases 138 to 1304 code for a protein of 388 amino acids.